Molecule: messenger RNA, 348 nt
Organism: Ostreobium quekettii
Lineage: Eukaryota; Viridiplantae; Chlorophyta; Ulvophyceae; Bryopsidales; Ostreobiaceae
Source: the annotation of a GenBank genome assembly
AUGGCCGAAAUAACGAUCGUGGUGAAGCCCGCGGCCGGCGGCGACAAGGUGUCCGUGACGACCGGCCUGGGCGCCACGGUGGCGGAACUCAAGGAGGAGGUGGGGAAGAAGUGCGGCGUGCCGGCGGCCGAGCAGCGGCUGAUUUACAAGGGGCAGAUCCUGCGCGACGAGCGGACGAUCGAGAGCUACGGCGUGGGCGACGAGCAUGUCCUUCACAUGGUUCGGAAACAUCCGCAGCCCACGGGGGGCAGGUGCGCCGGCGGGCUGCCUCGCCUCAGGGAUCAGCGCCCCCCAGCGGCGGCUCUGCGGGGGCCCUGGCUUAGCGGGCCCGGGGCGGAGCGGAUCUGA